GACGGAGAAAGAGACAGGAGAGAGCCACAACAGGAAAAAAGUGGCAAAGAGAAAGGUCUGAGCACCCUUUAGGGGGAAAAGGACAGAGGAGACUCGGGUUUUUGACCGGUUUACGGCAGCCCAGCUGUGACACCAGCGGCAGUGUGUGACUCCUCUGUUCCUGUGGAACUGUAGCUUUGCCGUCAGCAAGUCUUGGAGGAUGGAAAGACCUGCUAAGCUAUAGGCUUUAGAUGGAAACAGCUGUCAGCACAUAGAGGAUGGAGGAAGUGGAAAACGCAAAGAGUGACGGCACUAUGAUUGAUGACACCGCUGUGCUGUUGGAGGACUAGUCUGUCAUUUUGGAGCAUCUAGAGUAUCUUUGCUGGUUAUACUUGGUCACUCAUAGCGAUCUUUCUGCACAUCUGUCCUUUAGUGGGAAAGAGACAGAAAGAAGGUUUUGCGGUGUUUGAGAGCCACAGGUCUCAUUUACCCUCCCUCCAAAUACAAGCUCCUCUCUUCCAAGUGGCUGAGAGGUUAUCACGCAAAUGGUUGUCAUGAUGUUCAUGUAGUGUCCUGACAUUAGUAGUUGUGGAGCUGAAGGAGGUACCGGUGGAGGUGGGGGCGGCGACAGCGCUGGCGGUGGUGAACAUCCAGGGAUGGGAAGUGCUCCGUAUCCAGCCGGUGAGUGGAAGGGGAAGGGGCGAGGCAGCCUGCAGGAGCUGGGGUGCAUGCCCUGGAAGGUCAGCAAACAGAAAGGUGGUGGAGGAAGUGGAGGGGGAGGAGGAGGGGAGGCGGUGGUGGGAGCAGAGGAGAAGAGGUCCAGGGAUCCCAGGGAAACUCAGCAGCAAGAUCUCUCAUCGUCCUCUUCUUCACUCACCUCGCCAGCUCCUCCCCAAGCUUCUUUGGUGCCUCCGGCCAUUUAUCACGAAAAGCAACGGCGGGAGCUGUGUGCCCUGCACGCACUCAAUAACGUCUUCCAGGAUGGGACAGCCUUCAGCCGGGACACCCUGCAGGAGAUCUACCAGAGGCUCUCUCCCAGCACUAUGGUGACGCCUCACAAAAAGAGCAUGCUGGGAAACGGGAACUAUGACGUCAAUGUCAUUAUGGCAGCCCUGCAGACCCGAGGGUUUGAGGCAGUUUGGUGGGAUAAAAGAAGGGAUGUUGGCAAUAUUGAACUGUCCAACGUGGAGGGCUUCAUCCUGAACGUACCGUCCAAUCUGCGCUGGGGGCCCCUCCGGUUGCCGCUUAAGCGCCAGCACUGGAUAGGCGUCAGAGAGGUGGGAGGAGUCUACUACAACUUGGACUCCAAGCUACGUAGCCCUCAACCAAUUGGCAAUCCGGAUGAGCUCAGGAAGUUUCUCCACCAGCAGCUACGAGGGAAGAACUGUGAACUCCUGCUAGUCGUCUCAGAGGAAGUGGAGGCGCACCAGACAUGGCGAUCUGAUGGCUAAGGGUUUAACCAGCCUACCACAGCUCUAACUGGGCCAGCAGUCCAAUCGCAGAAUAAACUGAAGAGGAACUAGCAUUGUUGUGCUCAGCCAAACCCCUUUGAUGCACACUUGCAGAUAUAUAUCUACUACACACACACACACACACCUUUUUUGGAGGUUUUGUUUACACAGCCAUUGCUGGACAAUUAUCUGGCGAGAUACAAUGCAAUGAAGGAAGCAAACACUUUACAUACAGGGAGAAUCAAAGAAUCACAGCUCUUUCUCACGACACAGCUAAGACUUCUGAAGUGUUAUCCUGUUUCUGCUAUUCUUGUGGAUUUUUUUUAUAUUGAUGCAUAUUUUCAAUGUCAGUUUUGAUCUUUUGCUUUUGUUUUUUUCCCUUUUUACUUUUCUAGUUUCCAAAGUCAUUCGAGUUCAGGCUUUAUGAAAAAUGCUAUGUUCAUGUGCCUGUCUCCUUCAGUGAUCCUCCCCGCUUCUGUCAUGACGUUCACUGAUGUGUCUUUGUGUUUGUGUCCUUCCCUUCGUGUUGUAAAGCUCUCUUUCUCUUUGUCCGUAUCACUUUCACCAAAGCGUGCCCUUCGUUGCCUCAACGUGACUCCAUCUCUGUCUUUUUCACGUCACUGGUAAGAAUCGGUGAGUGAUCACGUUGCCAACUUUGUAUACUUCAACACCUCCCAAACAUUUCUGGCACAGACAGAGCCUUUGCUGCGGAGGCUCUGCCAACACAACACUUUUAUAUGGCAACAAAGCAAUGCAACAGCACCCUGGCCAAGUAGACCCUCUAGUGGAUGUUCGCCUAAUUUUCAGUCAAGCAAGACAUACCAUCAUCACCUAUCCAGUUUUUCUGAAGUCUCAAACUUCUUAUAGCAUGCCUUGAUUAAGAAGCCAAUGCCCCAUGACUGUUUUUUCCUUUUAAAUCAAUCAUUAAUCAUAAUGGGUCCAGCUUUAAUUUAGCUUAAACACUGGUCAGCACAAGAGUCAUCAACCUUCAGUUUGUCCAUUUUCCCUAAAAAAAAAAACCAAAUCACAUUUAUAUAAGCUCCCAAAGUUAGAGUAUCACUGCAACAGAGUUAAGUUUGCAUAUCCGAAAAGGUGGUGUUUACCUUUAGCAGGAUUCUUUUACAUAUAAUAAUCAAUUUAGUGUGACAUUUCAAAUGUAAGUCUAAAGGAUAGAUAAAAGUGUACCAGCAAAGCCUGUUCCAUAUUACAAAAUGAAAAAACUUCACCAUAUUUUGUAGAGGCCGAUUUGUUCCUGAUGGGUUGCUUUUUUAUGUAUAUGUAUUCUACAUAUACAUAUACAGCAUAUAAAUACAUGUGUCAAAUUAGAGCAGGAAUUGCUUUUGUUGUUAAUUCAGAUCUGCUGAGGUGCAAUAUGGCAUUGUAUUAAAGGCAAAAGAAUGGGAGUGUGUAAAACUCUGUAAUGUCGCCGUAAUUGCCCGACACAUCCCUUUCUAACAAAGGUUACUGCACAUAUCAGAUGGCAUUUAUAUACUGAUACUGAGAUAUCUGUAAUAGGUGAGUGUCGUCUAAAAAUAUCAGUUAAGUCAGAUACCAGUUGGGCUCUGUACGCCAGUUAACGAGAGAUCAUGCAUAUGAGGAAAUGAUUUUGUUUCCCUCCAUCACCGACUUCUACUCAGAGCCACCAACAUUUGUUAAGCGUCUUCAAAGUGAUCUUUCACGCAGAUGACACAACAGUUAUCAACCCACUGUAGCCCCCACCCUACCUCUUACUUUGGCUUGCGAGUGUCCCCACCACAGCAGUCCUCAGUAGCACUGGAGCUCAGCCUAUGCAGAGAUUCUCCUUCUCUGUAUCCUCUCAUAAAUAUCCUGCCAAAAUACAGCUCUGAGAGAAUGUCAACGACUGUCCCACCAAGUCUUACGCAGCUGCUUCUGUUGCGUGAAGUUUCAAUCUGUGGAAGAUUUUGUUGGUGGCUUAGGGGAAAUGAAACUUAAAAAAAAAAAAGCUUGAAGAUCUUUAGGAGGUGUCAGGUGUAAAGAAAGUGUAAGUCGGAAAGUGUCCCAAAUUUCCAGCCUUUACGCGUGCUGUGGGAAAGUGUAGUGAAAUGAGCCUAAUGAGAGAUUCUGCUGUUGUAGCUUUUCGUAUUUAUCAACUGUUAAAACUGUUUGCUACUAUAAAUGUAUUGUCUGUUGACGACAAUAUUGGCCUUAACUUGUUUACAUUGAAAGAAACAUAUAGAUAUACGUUGCUCUGAAAUAUUGACGGGGGGGGCUGUGCAGUUUGGCGCCACUUCAGGAGGUUAAUUCCAAAGCACCGACGAGAAAUCCAGUAAGCAAAGAAACGAAUCUGUAAUGAUAUUUUCAGUUUUGCCGCCAAGGACUUUAUGUUCUAUUCAAACGUUUGAAAUGACUUUUAUAGGAAAAAAAGAUUACUUUAUUUUAAUGGUGCAUGUCUUAUUUUAGAGUGACUCCAGCGCAGGCUGUUGGCCAUCACCGCCUCGUUAUAUCCAAGCCGAGCAAUCGUCAGUAAUUUGUGGAGAGUUUUCAGCCCAAUCACGUCGUGACUAGUGUGGCACAUUUGCACUCAGCAUUUGCCUUUUUCUUCUUUUUUUUUGCCAUGACAAUCCAUUUAGCCCUUCCUAUUAAAGGACCCUGAUUGUCACUGUAAUUUUCUUUUCAAUAGAAAUAAAAUGCUUAUAUUGGCACUUUAUGUAUAAGCUGGUGUGUGGGUGUAUU
Molecule: messenger RNA, 4124 nt
Organism: Pundamilia nyererei
Lineage: Eukaryota; Metazoa; Chordata; Actinopteri; Cichliformes; Cichlidae
Gene: josd1
Product: Josephin domain containing 1
Exons: 5
Coding region: 636-1430 (264 amino acids)
Biological process (GO): protein deubiquitination
Molecular function (GO): cysteine-type deubiquitinase activity
Source: RefSeq, a predicted model, not a curated record